CCUCCCCCCCGCCCUCUCUCCUCCUCCUCCUCUCCUCCUCUCUGUCCAGAGCUCGACCUAUCGCUCCCUCUCAGCCACUGGGACCCACGCACCAAUAGAAAGGUCCCGCAGGAGCCUGUGCUUAUCACCGUUACCAAGGAGACCACAGAGCCUAGCAAUCUGCUUAGGAACAGCCACUCUCAUCGGAAGAAAACCAAGAGCCUAAGUAGCACUGUUCAUCGUCAUGGACGAGCAGACAAGCAGGAGGCGGGAACUCCACCUUCACUAUCCAAUGAGAAGCCAGGCUAUGUCAACUCACUAGAGGGGGCGGAGAUAAACACGUCACUGGCUUUUAGGGCGGAGCUACUGGCAUUACAGGCGGCGGAGUUUAACUCCCAGAAGGCCGUUCAGGAAACGCUUCAGAAAUCAACGAGAACUAAAAACACCAUAAACAGCAAGGUUACACAAGGUGUGAAUGUCUCUCGCUCACAGCCCCUCUACACCUCAUUGGUCAGUUUGGCGGUCGAGGAAGAUCAGCUGGUCGACGAGGCUGCACGUGAUAGGAUACGGCUUGCCCUGCCUUGCAGUCACCAUGACGACGAGGGUCCUACCCUCUCUCAGUUCUUCACCUCUGACCUCCUGAGAGAAAAGCCCCUCCUCCUGGGGGCGGAGCCACCGUGCGCCCUCCCCCAACUCUCUCCAGACUCUGCCCACUCAGACUUCGACCUCUACAGACGACAAACACGCUGGCUGCCCUGACACACACACACACACACACACACACACACACACACACACACACACACACACACACACACACACACACACACACACACACACACACACACACACACACACACACACACACACACACACACACACAGGUUGCUGUCUGAGAUUUAUGGAAUGCAGGGUCUGUGUUUUGAC
This is a messenger RNA of Gadus chalcogrammus (walleye pollock), 906 nucleotides long. It is a transcript of the gene ppp1r35, whose product is annotated as protein phosphatase 1, regulatory subunit 35. Gene Ontology annotation, biological process: negative regulation of phosphatase activity. NCBI's taxonomy places the organism in Eukaryota, Metazoa, Chordata, Actinopteri, Gadiformes, Gadidae. The transcript has 6 exons. The record is from RefSeq and is a predicted model, not a curated record. Gene Ontology annotation, molecular function: phosphatase binding. The annotation marks the transcript as partial.